GGUCACUGGCAGUGUCUGUCACCGAUAUGACGGCUCCCGUGGUCGGGUCAUCUGGAGGAGUCUACGCUCUGGUCUCUGCACAUUUGGCCAAUGUAGUAAUGAAUUGGUCGGGAAUGAAGUGUCAGUUUAAGUUAUUCCGGAUGGCCAUGGCUCUCGUUUGCAUGAGCGUAGAGUUUGGUCGGGCGGUGUGGCUGCGCUUCUACCCUCCAGCAUUCCCUCCUUGCCCCAACCCCAGCUUCGUAGCUCACCUGGGAGGGGUGGUGGUGGGUCUGACUCUGGGUGUUGUAGUCCUACAGAACUACGAGCAGCGGCUCCAGGAGCAGUCCCUGUUUUGGAUCUUCUUCAGUGUCUACGCCCUGUUUGUGCUUUGCGCUGUGUUCUGGAACAUCUUUGCCUACAGCUUGCUUGACGUGCGGCUCCCCCCACCACCGUGACUUGAUAUUAGUCCACCAUCUGUAAAUCCUUGACUGCCUGCUUGGAUGAGCCUACUCAACCCUUUGUGUUCUGAGCCUCAUCGUGGGUGGUCAGAGCCGUCUGAUGGGCUCCUGACAUGCAGCAGAUUUUUGUGGUCAGUCUCAUCAUAACCUCAGCCCUUCCGCUUCGUUCCUGCUAACAUCCUCCACCUGCUCUUUGUCUGGAUCUCUGUUGGACGUUUGUCUCAAGAGUGUCGGCCAGUGUGGGACAUAUGUUAACAUCACUGCGUUGACUAAUGAGAAGCGUCGGCGCUAACGCAGUAUUGUCUACAUGGCUUAACCUUCUCUGCCUCUUCCUCCUCAAUCCAACUGUGCCUUCUCAUGGAGACGUCCGCCUGAUGAAAGUAUUUCUGCAAAGUUGCCUCUUUUGCUUACUCAGAGUAGUGAAACCCUGCAGUAUCACCGAUUUUAGGUCACAGAAGUACCUGGAAAUCCUGUAAUCUGCCUGCAGCAUCAUCAUCAGUAUGAGGUAGAAGGUCAAGGCUUAGUCAGUGUUUUGUCAUCAUUACAAGCAGUUCAAAAGCAUAAGAGUGUAGAUUUGACAGACCGCAGCACAGCUAAACAUCUCUAAGGUCCACAACAUGGAGAGAACAGAGUAAAUAACAGCAACCCCUUCAAAGGUUAUUAGAAAUGUACCUUUGGGAGAAAGUGUGGCUUAUGUAUUCAGUGCUGCCUUCAGGAUCCGGCACUUCCCCAGAGAAGGAUUUAUUUGAACCUUUAACUUGUGUCUUUGCCUUUUUUAUGUGUGCUUGUAUGUGUGUGUGUAAGGAAAGACACAAUUGUUACCAGUGUGUGUGUACGGAUUAGAAGAGAAGUACAAGUGCCAUUCAGACUUUAAGCUUUCUAAAAUGAUGCCAAAACAAAGGGAUGAGCACAUCCCAGGACAAGAAUUGCUUUUGUGUAAGAGAAAAAUCUUAUAAUUUUCACAGGAUUAAGUUGAAUGUAACAAAUGAUGUUUGUGAUCUUGAAGAAUCUUUCACUGACGCUCUUAAGUGAACCAAGAAAAUGCAGUCAAAUAAAUUGUUGUCAUUUUGUGUUUCCCUCGGCCAUUUACAGCGAUUUGUACAAUGACUGAAAAUAAGGAUGAAGUGUCAAUAUGUUUUAUUUAUGAAUUAAUCAGUUGAUGGAUUAAGGAAAGUUGGACUAAGCUAAUGAAAACAUAAACUAUGGGGACAUCUGGGGCAUUCUGAAUAAAACAAGUAUUUUUCUCAUUACCAAACGCAGAGGGGCACACAAGCCUGACCUCGACCACAUCGGGGCCGGGGUUGUUUGCCUGUUAUUUGAGUCAGCAACGGGGCAGAGAGGUCAUAGUUCAUGUCGUAACUUUGAUUGUUAAUUGAUUGAAUCGGGAUAGAAAAACGACCCCAGCCUGAAGCUGUGAGUCUCUAACUGUACUGUACUUUAACCUCAUGUUACUCUGGUAACUGCUUCGCACAAACAUGAUUAAUAUAAUGUAAUUAUAUACAGAUUAAUAUUUUAACAUGCUUUGGCAGUGUGUUUUUUUGUUUUUGUUUUUUUUACUCUGUGAGACCAGUAUGUUGUGCAAAGAGGUUUGUCAGUUUGUUGUGAGAUGUUAGUUGUAUACUGUAUGUGUCCUAUUUAAAAAGAUGGUUUGGGAUUGUAUAUAUUAAGGGCUAUGACAUAAUAAAAACUGAGGGAGGGGUAAAUCGCUGGUAAUAUUUUAACAUUGUGCAUAUUUUGUAGAUUUGAUAUGUACAUACUGGAGUACAUUAAACAGUUUUAUAUAGAACACAAAAA
This is a messenger RNA of Labrus bergylta (ballan wrasse), 2231 nucleotides long. NCBI's taxonomy places the organism in Eukaryota, Metazoa, Chordata, Actinopteri, Labriformes, Labridae. The record is from RefSeq and is a predicted model, not a curated record.